This is a messenger RNA of Ascochyta rabiei, 843 nucleotides long. RefSeq lists its product as uncharacterized. The coding region runs from base 1 to 843 and encodes 280 amino acids. The transcript is spliced from 5 exons. NCBI's taxonomy places the organism in Eukaryota, Fungi, Ascomycota, Dothideomycetes, Pleosporales, Didymellaceae. The record is from RefSeq and is a predicted model, not a curated record.
AUGCGUCCGCUCGAUAAGCGGCAUGUCUCUGCAGGCCUUUUCCCAGCAUCGACACGCGAAGGAAGAACGUUCAAGAUGACGCGCGCCCAUGGAUGGACUGUGGAACGGAAGCGGCACGGCACGCUUCUGCCUUUACCGAAAGUGGAUCCUUGUCCGAGAAAAAGCUGGGCCAAUCUGCUCAAUACAUCUGGCACCCGUCGGUCUCGAGAGGGCAGCCUUGCAAGUCUUGCGGUCGUCCUUCAAGUGCCAGCACAUACAUUAGUCCAAGCUCUUAACGGCAACGCAGCAGCUUUCACCACUUCUUCCGCAUCAGCUGAUUGGUCUUUCGUGUCCGAGUUUUCGGUCCCUGAUGUGGGGAUCUGCCGCUUUUUGCUCCUAAAUACCCCCGCAGUUUCUUACCCACAGACUUAUCUGCAGCCCAAUGAACAGCGAAUACGAUUGCCAGCGCAGCAUAGCAUCAAGCUGAUGGCAUGCCUCGAAAUGAUAUGUGCUACAGCAGGAUUCUGCUACCAAACUUUGACAGACCAGUCACACUCAGUCAUGACAUCCAACGGCUCAGAAAGCUACGUCCAGAAGCUCCAGCACUACUGCGCGACAAACCAGAUUGCACAACCUCAAUUCCAGGACUACUCUGACCCUCGAGGUGUAAGGACGGCUUGGUCUAGCAGCGUCUUCGUACACGGUCGAGAGUACCGAGCUCACCUAUGGCGAGACUACCGGUACUUGGAACAGUCGCGUGAGGAGGCCGCCGAAGUUGCCUGGAAGGCCAUCAGCGGUGCCAGCGGAUCUCCAACGUCGCAACCACAAUACGCAUAUCCUCGCAGCUACACGACGGCUCGGUAG